AUGGAUGCGGCUGCGCCCCAGAAAUAUGCAAUGCUGGGUCAGUCGGCUGUUGAAGGCCACCACCGCCGUGUCCACAGCCUGCAGUGCGUUGAAUUUCCCACCCCUGGGAGGCCUUGUAUCCUGGGGACACAAUGUCAGAAUCGCCAGUCACACCAAUUCAGCCUAGGUACAGUGCACCAGAGUCGCACAGCGAGUCGGAGGCCCUUGGCCAUGCAGGGGUACCUCUGGAGCUGCACUAUUGAGGUAACGUGCCGUGUGCACAAUAGAUCAGCUAAGAAAGGGAUCGCGAACCCUGACGAUGUGACAGUUCGCCUAAUGAAUUGCUAA
Ostreobium quekettii is the source of this 327-nucleotide messenger RNA. The record is from the annotation of a GenBank genome assembly. Lineage: Eukaryota; Viridiplantae; Chlorophyta; Ulvophyceae; Bryopsidales; Ostreobiaceae.